Messenger RNA from Esox lucius (northern pike), 2076 nucleotides. Its product is annotated as GTPase IMAP family member 4-like. Gene Ontology annotation, molecular function: GTP binding. NCBI's taxonomy places the organism in Eukaryota, Metazoa, Chordata, Actinopteri, Esociformes, Esocidae. The record is from RefSeq and is a predicted model, not a curated record.
GAACACCUCCCAUGUAAGAUGGCUGCCAAAUUGCUCCAUUCUGAUAUAUAGGGUCUCUAUAAAAAGAAUCCUAUCUAGUGGUAUAUUAUCUAUGCUUACAAAAAGUCUUGUGUUUCCAGACCUGACGCACCCAACAGUUAUCUUUCUUGAGAGAAAAACACUUGCAUAAGAUUUGGGUAGAGAUUAAAUCCUAUUGUUGACUGACUGCUAACCAAAGGUCAUAUUUGAACUUUCCAAACGCAUCUAUUGACAUCCUAGGUGACUGCAUUCCAUCGACCAAAAUGUCUGACCUGAGGAUUGUUCUGCUGGGGAAGACUGGAUCAGGGAAGAGUGCAAUAGGAAACACCAUCCUGGGGAGGGAAGCCUUUAAAGAAGACAUGUCUGCUAAGUCUGUGACCAAAUGGUGUGAGAAACAGAGUGGAGUUAUGGAUCAGAGGAGGAUUGAUGUCAUUGACACUCCAGGGCUCUUUGACACAAAACUGAAGGAAGAAGAAAUGAGGAAGGAGAUGGGGAGGUGCAUUGACAUGUCUGUUCCAGGACCCCACGUGUUCCUCAUGGUGGUCAGACUGGGAGUGAGGUUCACAGAGAAGGAGCAGAACACUGUGAAGUGGAUUCAGAAAAACCUUGGAGACGACGCCUCCAUGUACACCAUUGUGCUCUUCACUCAUGGAGAUACUAAGAAGAAAACAAUCAGGGAGUAUUUGGAAGAAAGCACAGAGCUACAAAGGCUUAACAACAAAUGUGGAAACAGAUAUCACGUCUUCAACAAUAACAAGAAGGAAGACCAGACUCAGGUCACAGAGCUUCCGAGGAAGAUAGAUGAGAUGGUGGAGGCGAAUGGAGGAGGACACUACACCAGUAAGAUGUAUGAGGAGGCUCAGAGUAAGAUUAAAUGGGAGGAAUGGAAGAAAUGGGGAAAAGAAAAGGCCAUUGAUUUUACAAAAAUAGCAGUGGUAGUAGUAGUGGGAGUAGUAGUGGGAGGAGCAGUGGGAGGAGCAGUGGGAGUAGCACUACCCGAAUCAACUCUAUUAGUUGUUGGAUCAGCAACAUUCCAACGUCAAAAAUUAUUUUGAUCAAGUCGGUGGGUCAAGGAGGAGAUAAGAAUCUAAAAGUGUCACAGAAUGUAUCAUUUAAUAAUUACAUAUUAUUACCUAUUGCUGGAUUUGGCCUUUAUAUCCUUAAUUCUAAACCGGUUCUUCAAAUUCUGAAUGCUGAUUGGCUGAUAGCUGUGGUAUAUGAGACUGUAUACCACGGCUAUGACAUCACAUAUCUCAGGCCAUAGCUUGUAAUUUGUCCAUGGUACUGAUUGGCCCAUAGGUGGCGUUGAAAUAAUCAUGUUCCCACUGCCCUGUUUAUGUGAAGGUCUGGUACAACGUGCUGGUCUCUUCUGUCAGGAUAAACAAAGUUGACUCGAGAAAAUAUAAAGUCAAUACGAUGGAUUUUCAAGCAUUUAUAACAAAAAUAAAACUCCUCCCAUAAAGCCAAUUGACUUGAGAUUUUAUAUGUUGGUUCAUGAUAUAGGCGUAACAAUAUUUUGACAAUGCAAAGCAAUGUGUUCCAAAAGGGUGUAAAAAGUCCUGGACAAAAACAUGUGUUGAAACUACAAAUGCUUGUAAGUUUGUACUCAGAAGUAUUAUGGCGUUAUAUGUUGCCACACUGUGAUGAGUGACUAUGUGAAAUGUCAUGAUAUUUUCACAUAUAUUAAUCCUUACCUGAAUGUAUGUACCCAGGUUUUCACAAGUGGAGCCAUUUAAAUAUUAUUCAGUAAAAGUGUGGAGAAUUGUAGGUAGGUUUUAUAACUGAUUGACAUUUUGUGUCGUAUAUGUAGGAAACCGGAUCUUUCAUGCACCACACCUCUAAUUUCUUUGGAAAUCACUUUAUAACAGCAGUGAGGCAUCAGGGGGGGUUUGGAAGAUUUACAUGUUUUAUUAUUAUUAUUAAUAGUAUUAGUUGUAGUAUUACUUUAUAAGCCUUUUGUGUAUUUUAUUUACAUUGAAAUAACUUGGUGAUAGUGAAUGUGUAAAUUUUCUAAAUGUUUUAUUAUUGUGUUUGGACUAUACAUAAAUAAUAAAAACA